AUGGCGGCCGCCGGGCGGCUGUACGCCCUGCUGUGCCUGGCGCUGGCGGCCGGUGCGGCCGCGCUGGGGAAGCGGAGCCCAGUGAAGGUGCUGUCGGACGGCAUGUGGCGGGAGCUGCUGCAGGGCGAGUGGAUGGUGGAGUUCUAUGCCCCUUGGUGCCCCGCCUGCCAGAACCUGCAGCCCGAGUGGGAGAAGUUUGCCGAGUGGGGCGAGGACCUGGAAGUGAACAUUGCCAAAGUGGAUGUCACGGAGCAGCCGGGAUUAAGUGGACGAUUCAUCAUAACAGCUCUUCCUACCAUAUAUCACUGUAAAGAUGGAGAGUUCAGAAGAUACCAGGGUGCAAGAACUAAAACUGAUUUCAUAAAUUUCAUCAGUGACCAGGAAUGGAAAUCUAUUGAACCAGUUUCAUCAUGGUUUGGUCCUUCCUCUUUCCUGAUGAGCAGUAUGUCAGCUUUGUUUCAGUUGUCAAUGUGGAUCAGGCACUGCCAUAGUUAUUUAACAGAAAAUGUUGGAAUACCGGUCUGGGGCUCAUAUGCUGUUUUUGCGUUGGCAACUCUAUUCUCGGGACUGAUACUGGGACUUAUAAUGGUGUUCUUAGCAGACUGUAUUUUUCCAUCCAAAAGGCACAGACCACCACAGUACCCUCAUUCAAGAAAGCUAGCUCCAGAGUCAGCUCAGCUGCUGAAAAAGCUGGAUGAAGAGCAAGAAGCAGAUGAGGAAGAUAACUCAGAUGAUGAAGCAGAGGCUAAAGAGGUGUCCAACAGAAACUCAUCACCAAAUGCUACUCCUGGUUUAACAAGAACUUCUAGCACUAAUUAACCUUGCCUUCGCCUUCUGCACACCUACCUUUUCUUACUGCCUCCCUGCCUUAGGCAAGUAACCAAAUUCCAAAACUUAGUCGUAAGUGUUCCGAGUUGCUGGAAUCCAGCCUCUGUGUGGCAGACCUCUGCAUGUCAUUAGUGUAACUUCUGCCAGUUCUGUUGGAUUAUCCAUAGGCAGCCUGUGUUUGCUGAUCUCUGUAAAUCUUACUGUUCAUAUUUUUAAUAAUGUUAUGGUUUUGUCCUGUGAAUAUUUAAGUUUCUUGAUAUUUUUUUAAAAUCUGUAUUCCAAAGAUGUUUACUGAGGCUGAGUGAAGGUUGCAAUGUAACAAAUGUGCGUAAGAGCCUGUCCUUUCUGUGUAUUGAUAGUGCUUGAAUAUCAGUUUUAUAAAACUCAGACUGCCCUUUCCAUAUCAUCGCCUUGACCGAGCAUGUCAGAUUUCAUUCCAGAAGAAAUUAAUUAACUGUAACAAUACUUUUUUUAAUGUUUCGGAGAGUCUUCAAGUAAAAAAAAUAACCACCAGCUUU
Molecule: messenger RNA, 1346 nt
Organism: Gavia stellata (red-throated loon)
Lineage: Eukaryota; Metazoa; Chordata; Aves; Gaviiformes; Gaviidae
Gene: TMX1
Product: thioredoxin related transmembrane protein 1
Exons: 9
Source: RefSeq, a predicted model, not a curated record